This is a messenger RNA of Rhopilema esculentum, 2678 nucleotides long. Its product is annotated as ribosomal oxygenase 2. Gene Ontology annotation, molecular function: histone H3K36 demethylase activity; histone H3K4 demethylase activity. Gene Ontology annotation, cellular component: nucleolus. NCBI's taxonomy places the organism in Eukaryota, Metazoa, Cnidaria, Scyphozoa, Rhizostomeae, Rhizostomatidae. The record is from RefSeq and is a predicted model, not a curated record.
ACAAAAAACUUUUUAUUCUAUUUCUUGCAAUGUAUGAAACUUUUUGUGAAAUAAAUAAUUUUAUCAGUUAUGGUUGUUAGCGGGAAGAUCCUUGCUAGAUUUGUCGUAUUUCUUUCAUUUUAUCAUUAUAGCAUCUAUAUGGUAGAAGAUCUUUGAAUUAAAUAUGAAUAAUGAUAUGAACUGCAUGGAUUGUUUCCUUCAUUGAAAUUACCUGAUGCCAAAUAAACAAGCAUGUUCCCUGCUGAAAUUCCCAGGGCAUUUGUCUCUUUUCUUCUUCGUUCCCUUUGGUACUCGAAACUUUCAAUCCAAACUGUUGUGCGCAAUCAUUUCGGGGUCAACUGCAAUUCAUUGGGCUCGAAUAUGAAUGCAUGAGUGUCCGUUUGUUUCCAUCAUAUUCCCAAAGGAAAGAGGUAGCCAAUAAGAACAUAUUGAGCUGAGAUACGCACGCUUAUAAAGCAGGUCACAUGUUAAACAUAUACUUCUUCAGUCACCUUCCAUCGCGGCUGUUAGUAGCUUUUGUGUUAUUCUUUGGAAAGGUCACCACGAUGAAAAGGAAAGGGUCUUCGGGCGAACAAACUGAUACGAAAGGAAUGAAGAGGCGAAAGCGGGAAAAAAGGAUUGAUAGUGAUGGUACCAAGAAGUCCACGAGCAGCAAGAAAACCUCGCUCGAAGAUUUGAAGACCAAGUUGGACCUUUCUACACAUGCUGCUCUUAUGACGUCAAUGCUGGCACCCAAUACCCUUUUAACCUUCAAUGAAGAACAUUGGGAAAAGAAGCCUUUGCAUAUCAAAAGAGGAGACCACGAUUUUUAUGGAAACAUUUUUGACAAAGAAAAGUUUACCAAAGUAAUCGAAUCGAAUAAAUUGAGCUAUGACCUUGAUUUGAAUGCUACUAAAUUUGUCGAAGGAAGGAAGGAAAGCGUUAACGAUGAAGAUAUAGUAAAUGCAGCCGAAGUGAAAAAAUUAUUGGACAAGAAGAGUGCUAAUUUUCAGCUGCUACAACCACAGAGAUUUUCAGAUCCGCUCUGGAAAAUUAUUGAAUUGAUGGAGAAACAUUUUGGAAGCAAUGUUGGUGCUAGUUUCUAUGUUACACCCCCUUCUUCCCAAGUAUUCUCCCCUCAGCAGGACGAUUGCGAGGCAUUUGUGUUUCAACUAGAAGGAAAGGAGAAGUGGAUGUUAUAUAAACCACAGCAAGAGCUGGCGAGAGAAUUCGACUCUGAUUUUUCACCAAGUGACCUUGGAGAGGCUACUCAUGAACUAGAGCUUGAGGCGGGAGAUUUUCUGUAUUUCCCAAGAGGAACAAUCCACCAAGCGAAGGCUGUGUCUGAUGGCUUCUCGUCCCAUUUGAUGCUUUCAACCUACCAAACCAACUCUUGGGGAGAUUUCCUCUUGGAUGGAAUAACCACUGCGGUGGAAACCGCAAUAACCAGUGACGUAGAACUUAGAAGAGGAUUGCCAAUGGACUACCUUCUGAAACUUGGUACUGCUAAGUACCUCGAUGAUUACAUAGACAAUUCAGAUGAGGCAGAAGUAAAUGGCAAAGCAAACGGAGAUGAGGAGACAAAAGAGAAAAAGAAACCUAAAUCUCCUAAAAAGCCUUCAGAUGAGAUGGUUGAGAAGAUCAAAAUGAAACUUAAAGAUCUCCUUUGUCGCGUUGUCGAUCAUUUUGAUCCAAAUACUGUCGCAGAUUCACGAAGUGAGGACUUUAUGGCAAACCGACUUCCUCCCUUUGAUAAAAUCCCCGAAGAAGAAAAUAGUGAGAUGCCAACAGAAAAAAGUAGCAUAAAGCUAAUGUACCCAGAUCAUGUACGUUUGGUCGUAUACGAAGAGGAUGAUGAUGACGAAUUUGAUGCCGAGGCUGCAGAUGAAACGGACGAGGAGGACAUAGUUGGAAAUGAUGAUGAUAUGGACGAGGAUGAGGAGGAGAACGAGGCUGAAGACAAAGAGGAGAAGACUGAAAAGAAAGCAAAAGGGAAAGGAUCCAAAAGCAAAGACACAAAUGAUAAGUCAAAAGAAAAGAAGAGUAAAGGAAAGUCAAAGGGGAAGAAAAGUGAUACUGAAGACGACGAGAUGGAAGAAAACGGUGUCGAUGAAGAUGAUGAUGAUGACAAGGAAGAAGAUAUUCUGCAAGGUCCACAUAUAAGGCUGCUUUUCUCUGUGCAUAAUCCAAGAGAAACUCACAUGAUCAGUGGCUUGUCGGAGCCAAACACUGUCAAGUUAGCUUUGCAUUUCGCCAAGCCCAUCAAGUAUCUUCUUGAUCAUUGUCACGAGUUCGUUGCAGUCAAAGACCUACCACUUGCUGAAGAUAACGACAAAAGAGAAUUGGCCAGCACCCUCUGGACAGAAAAACUUAUUAGCGUCAAGUAAAGCAAGUCAGAACUGGAAUGGACUAAUUUUUAACGCUGUCUAACGCAAAAUAAAUAACAUAAUUCGAAAUUGGAAUUCAUAUAAUAAAUAUCAAGAGAAAAGUGUUUAUUUUUUAUAUUCAAUUAUCCCUAUCAAUUCAUGAUACAAAUGCUGAAAUACAAAAUCUUUAUAAAAAGUGCUUAACAUCUAAGAAACUGAAUGAUUCGAAUCAUUAAUCAUUUUGCCAAGCUCAGUCAUUAUCUAGAAUGAUUUUAAAAGGAAUCGCUAGAAUCGUUUGAAAUUUCCAUAGCACUUGAAAAUUCAGUUUUUUCC